This is a messenger RNA of Orycteropus afer afer, 1053 nucleotides long. It is a transcript of the gene RAB3IL1, whose product is annotated as RAB3A interacting protein like 1. Gene Ontology annotation, molecular function: guanyl-nucleotide exchange factor activity. Bases 1 to 1053 code for a protein of 350 amino acids. Gene Ontology annotation, biological process: exocytosis. Lineage: Eukaryota; Metazoa; Chordata; Mammalia; Tubulidentata; Orycteropodidae. The transcript has 9 exons. Gene Ontology annotation, cellular component: Golgi to plasma membrane transport vesicle. The record is from RefSeq and is a predicted model, not a curated record.
AUGGACAGCCUGGAGGAGCCUACUGGGUGCCCCGCCCGAGGAAGGUGUCCUGUGUUCCUGGCCAUGAGCUCAGGGACCGUCUGCUACUCCCCAUCAGGCAUGUGCCCUGCAUUUGAAGGGAACUUGAGAGAGGAGCCCUGGGACACAGACAGCCAGCCCCCCACGGAGGAGGGCCGCCCGCCACCCCUUGGGGCUGUUCCAGGCCCCUGGAAAACCAUCAGCCUCUGCAAAGCCCACAGGGAGCCCCCGGGCGCCCUGGCAGAGUCCUCGGCAGGGGAGGGCCCUGCAGCUGCCCAGCUGGACGUGGCCCGGCUGCGAAGCUCCUCCGUGGAGAUCCGUGAGAAGGGCUCGGAGUUCCUGAAGGAGGAGUUAUGCAAAGCACAGAAGGAGCUGAAACUGAAGGAUGAAGAGUGUGAACGGCUGUCGAAGGUACGCGAGCAGCUGGAAGAGGAGCUGGAAGAGCUGACGGCCAGCCUGUUUGAGGAAGCCCACAAGAUGGUCCGGGAAGCCAACAUGAAGCAGGCAGCGUCAGAGAAGCAGCUGAGGGAGGCGAGAGGCAAGGUGGACACGACCCUAUUUGCAGAGUUCCAAGCCUGGAGGGAGUCACCCACCCUGGACAAGACUUGUCCCUUCCUGGAAAGGGUAUACCGAGAGGACGUGGGUCCCUGCCUGGACUUCACAAUGCAGGAGCUCUCAACAUUGGUACGGGCCGCCGUGGAGGACAACACACUCACCAUCGAGCCUGUGGCUUCACCGGCGCUGCCUGCAGUGAAGGUGGCGGCAGUCGAGUGUGACGGCACCAACACGUGUGCCCUGAGUGGGCUGGCCCGUGCCUGCCGCCACCGCAUCCGGCUUGGUGACUCUGAGAGCCACUACUACAUCUCGCCGUCCUCCCGGGCCAGGAUCACAGCAGUGUGCAAUUUCUUCACCUACAUCCGAUACAUCCAGCAAGGCCUCGUGCGGCAGGACGCGGAGCCCAUGUUCUGGGAGGUCAUGAGGCUGCGGAAGGAGAUGUCGCUGGCCAAGCUGGGCUUCUUCCCUCACGAGGCCUAG